Melanaphis sacchari is the source of this 1150-nucleotide messenger RNA. RefSeq lists its product as uncharacterized. The record is from RefSeq and is a predicted model, not a curated record. The transcript is spliced from 7 exons. Gene Ontology annotation, cellular component: membrane. NCBI's taxonomy places the organism in Eukaryota, Metazoa, Arthropoda, Insecta, Hemiptera, Aphididae. The coding region runs from base 147 to 1070 and encodes 307 amino acids. Gene Ontology annotation, molecular function: phosphatidylinositol bisphosphate binding.
UAAAGAGGACACCGAAGCUUUACAUUUAUUAAUUCGUGUCUAUUCUUACUAAGACAAAAACAAAUGAUACACAACCGUUGCUUAUUCGCUUAAUACAUUGAAUCAAACCAGUUUUCAGUUUUGUAAGUUGGCGACAAUUCGUUCAAAUGACAUUAGAUUACGUUUACGGGCGGCCAAAGGGUCCACUCCCUGAUGACAUUGCAGCAACCAGACGUCUAUUGGGCAUGACUGAUGAGUCGAUACGCCGGGAUGUCUGCGAGCUCAUUCAGUGGUUUCGAGACCAGCCUAACCUGCCAAACACGUUGGAUGGAGUGGAAUUGGAUUGGUGGAUGGAAAAUUACCUGGUUAUGAAUAAAAAUGACAAGGAAAGAGUCAAAGAAAACAUGCCAGUAUAUUUUCAACUAAAAACAAUCUUGCCGGAAAUAAUGAACAACCGAGAUCCAAAAACGGAUAAAGAGAUGAUAAAAGCAUAUGAAACAACACUAUUGGGUUUGGUACCUACGAUAAUGGACGGUGGCCGAAAACUAGCAGUGUAUAUGCAUCGCCCAGAUACGCCGGCAUCGGAUUACAGUCCAUUGGGUAUAGCCAUGCAUUUGACAUGUUUGGCUGACCUUUAUCUAGCCCAAGGAAUAGAUCAUACAAGAGUUGUGGUCGUUAUCGACAUGCGAACUGUGCGGUUGGGUCAUUUGGCCAGAUAUUCAUUAGGGUUUUUACGCCGUUUUUUCUUAUACGCCUGGAAAGCUUAUCCAGAACGUGUGGCUCAAAUACACAUAAUAAAUCCACCAGCCAUAUUGAGUGUAGUUAUGGCGAUGUUCAAACCUCUUCUUAAGGUGAAAAUUCGAAAAAGAAUGAUUGUACAUCGUCAUUUUGAAACUUUAUUAGAACACGUACCAUUAAAAUAUAUGCCUAAGGAUUAUGGAGGCGAAUCGCCAUCAUUGAUUGAGCUUCAUGAAACUUGGCGUCAAAAAAUUAUCGACCAUCAACCAUAUCUCAAAAAGUGCUCGAUUAAACAUAGAGUGAUGGACAAAAAAACAAAUGUUGAAUCUUCUGAAAAUAAUGUGUCAUCUUAAAACUGAUAAGUAAUUUAUAUUAUUACGAAUUAUGAAUGUAUAUAAUAGGCAUACUUUUAUGAAAAUAAUCGUAUAUCAAC